Messenger RNA from Triticum aestivum (bread wheat), 890 nucleotides. Its product is annotated as heavy metal-associated isoprenylated plant protein 27. NCBI's taxonomy places the organism in Eukaryota, Viridiplantae, Streptophyta, Magnoliopsida, Poales, Poaceae. The transcript has a single exon. Bases 114 to 593 code for a protein of 159 amino acids. Gene Ontology annotation, molecular function: metal ion binding. The record is from RefSeq and is a predicted model, not a curated record.
UUUCAUUCUCAGCUCGUCGUUCGAACUUCUAAUCAAUCUUCUCAGAGCUAUAGCUUGUAGCCUUGAGCUAGCUGCCUUGCUUGCCGAUCGAUUCAUCUUCAGGUCAGGUGAGGAUGGGCAUCCUGGACGCGGUGUCGGACAUGUGCGCGUGCCCGACGGUGCGCACGCGGCGGCACAUCAAGAAGCGGCCGCAGCUGGAGACGGUGGAGAUGAAGGUGCGGAUCGACUGCGAGGGCUGCGAGCGCCGCAUCCGCAAGGCCGUCGACGGCAUCCGCGGGGUCACCGGCGUCGAGGUGCUCCCCAAGCAGAACAAGGUGGCCGUCACCGGGUACAUCGACGACCCGGCCAAGCUGAUGCGGCGGGUGGCGCGCAAGACCGGCAAGAAGGUGGAGCCGUGGCCGUACGUGCCCUACGACGUGGUGCCGCACCCCUACGCCCCCGGCGCCUACGACAAGAAGGCGCCUCCCGGCUACGUCCGGAACGUCGUCGCCGACCCCGACGCCGCGCCGCUCGCCAGGGCCUCCUCCACCGAGGUCAAGUACACCUCCGCCUUCUCCGACGAGAACCCCAACGCGGCAUGCGCCGUCAUGUAGUCGGUGCUCGUACGUAGGACAAUUAAUUUGGAACGGAAGGAGUAUCUUUUAGCCAGGCCUUGCUUCAGCUAAGCUUUUACUAGGUAUGUAGUAUUGUUUUUUGGGGUCGUCUGUAUAAUUAUUUUGCACACGUUGUACUGAAUCCACAAAGUGAAAUUGUAAAUUACUUGCUUAUAUAUAUAUUGCCUACGUAGCUAGUUAGCUUGGUACAGUAGUUUGUGAUUUUGAACCAGGGGAUUCAGUUCCCUGUUUACUGUAAGAUAGUACUAUAUAUUUUAAUGAACUUCACAUGUAUAA